AUGAUUCAACGAGUUAAAGAAUUGGAGCCAAGCGCCGGAAAAGAAAAAUCAGCAGCAGCUGAAGGAUCAGAUUCGGAAAAAGUGAUGAAAAUCCAAGUGGCACCCAAAGAAUACGACAUAAACAACACGUGGGGUGACUUCGAUGGAUCAUGGCUCAAAUGGUUGGGGUUCCGAGAUCGUUUUAAAGCCGCAAUUCAUGACAAUGUUGAUGUGUCUGAUUCGUACAAACACUCGUACCUGGUCAGAUCGUUGAAAGGUGAAGCAGCAAAGGCACUCGGUGAAAGUCAUGAAGCCAAAGGCAGCUAUCAAGAAGCAUGGAACAGAUUGUCACAAUUGUACAACAAACCGUAUCAGAUUGCGCUGGAAUAUAUGCGCCAAUUCUACCGAUUGCCAGUGCUGCAUACAAGAGCCACUUCAACAGAGCUGCAACGUAUGGCAAACGCCACUCACGAAACGAUUCGCCAACUCCGAGCACUUGAAUUGCCAGUAGAUCAAUACGAUUUUGUACUCGUGCACAAUUUGCAUGAAAGAUUGGAUCCUGAAACCGCACGUGAUUGGGAAAAAUAUCAGAAGCAGCGGCUGCAGGAAAUGUUGACGAAAAUCACCGUCGGAUCAGAGCAUCGCAACAAAUCAAAGGACAGAGCAAGUGCGGGAUCAGCAAAAGGAAAUGAGACAGGAAGAGAAACCGGUGCAAUACCGAGAAAAUUUCCAUGCGAAGCAUGUCCGGAAGGCAGCGGCGAAACUCACCCACUGUUCCAUUGUCCAAGCUUUGCAGCUUUGAACAUCACGGGACGGAAAGAUUUCUUGCGUCGUCGUCGCAUAUGCCCAAAUUGUUUUAAGAAAGGCCAUAACAUCAAUUCGUGUGAAUCACAAAAGAAAUGCGGUUUGCCACAAUGUCAAGGAAAUCCAUGGCACAACAGUCUCAUUUGCCCAUUCAAGCAAAACACACAACAAGGUUUGACGGCAACCAAUGCCACCAAACGAGGAACAAGCGCAUGA
This is a messenger RNA of Sitodiplosis mosellana (orange wheat blossom midge), 999 nucleotides long. RefSeq lists its product as uncharacterized. The record is from RefSeq and is a predicted model, not a curated record. The coding region runs from base 1 to 999 and encodes 332 amino acids. The transcript has 2 exons. NCBI's taxonomy places the organism in Eukaryota, Metazoa, Arthropoda, Insecta, Diptera, Cecidomyiidae.